AUGCCCUCGACCGACACGUCGACGCCGGACGAAAAGAACGCCUCGCAGUCCCCUCUGUCCUCCGUGAGAGGGGAGAUGAAGCCCAGCAGGGACAACUCGCUGGUCGAGAGCGAGGAGCAGGAGCCCCAAGAAGGCUACUCGUUCAUCGGGAUGCUCUUCAUUCUCCUGGCCCUUAUUCUCUGUGUGUUCUUAACAAGUCUAACUUCUCAGGUCUCCCUCGACCAGACAAUCGUGGCAACCGCCAUCCCCAAAAUCACGGACGAGUUCAAGGGUCUGGACCUCGUGGGCUGGUACGCCAGUGGCUUCUUCAUCACCAUUGGAAGCUUUCAGUCGACCUUUGGCAAGAUCUACAAGGUAUUCCCGCUCAAGGCGGGCUUCAUGCUGGCAAUCGUGGUGUUCGAGGUUGGUAGUCUGCUGUGCGGUGUCGCGCCCAACAGCACCGCGCUCAUCUUUGGACGUGCCAUUGCUGGGAUGGGCGCUGCUGGUUUAGGCUCCGGAGCGUACACUAUUAUUGCUUUCUGUGCGCCGCCGAGCAAGCGUGCGGCUUACACUGGGUUGCUGGGUGCAUCGUAUGGCAUUGCAUCGGUGGUAGGACCUUUAUUGGGUGGUGUCUUUGCAGAGAAAGUAUCCUGGAGAUGGUGCUUCUAUAUCAACCUGCCAAUUGGUGGUGUCUCUGCGGCUAUUAUAUUGUUCACCUUCAAGGCUCCCAAGCGUGCCACGACAGAGAAAGCCUCCCUCAAGCAGAAGAUUCUUCAGAUGGAUUUCCCUGGCACCUUGAUUGUCAUGGCAGCAAUAGUCUGCUAUGUGCUUGUAUUUCAAUGGGGAGGACAGACCAAAUCCUGGAAGAACUCAGAUGUCAUCGGCACCCUCAUCGGCGGUGCUCUUCUCGUCGUCCUGUUCAUGAUCCUCUCCGCCUUCCAGGGCGAGCGCAGCAUCAUCCCACCGCGUCUCUUCAAGAAGCGCUACAUCUGGAGCAGCAUGGCCUUCAUGUUCUUCUUCGGCGGUAGCUGGUUCGUAGUGUUGUACUACCUCCCCAUUUACUUCCAAGUCGUGUCCGGCGUAUCAGCCUCGCAGAGCGGCGUGCGCAAUCUCCCCCUAAUCAUCAGUCUCGUCAUCACAACCAUCCUAACCGGCGGCCUCAUCUCCGUCAACGGCCACUACCUCUCCUGGCUAUUCCUCUCGGGCGUUCUCAGCACCGUCGGCUCCGGCCUUCUCUACACGCUGGACAUCGACUCCUCAUCCGGGCACUGGAUCGGGUACCAGAUUGUUGCGGGCGUAGGCUUUGGCGCAGGCGUGCAGCUGCCCAUCAUCGUGGGCCAGGCACUUAGCGAGCCAGGGGACAUCACCACCUCGACGGCGCUGAUGCUAUUCUCCCAGACAAUUGGGGGCGCACUGUUGGUCGGCGCGGCGGGGGCUGCGUAUACAAACACGUUGCUGCGAAAACUGCCCAUCACCGCUCCCACUGUUGAUCCGCAAAUCGUGGUUAAUAUUGGCGCGACGCAGAUUAGAUCCGUGUUUACGACGAAGCAAGUGCCCGGGAUCAUCCAGGCUGAGAUGGACGGCGUGCAUGUGGCGUUUGCGUUGGCUAUUGCGUGUGCGGGUGUUGCGGCACUGACGACUCUGGCUGCCCAGAGGACGAAUCUCAAGGGGAAGGGGCCGAGUGUAGGGAAUGUUUAG
Molecule: messenger RNA, 1677 nt
Organism: Aspergillus versicolor CBS 583.65
Lineage: Eukaryota; Fungi; Ascomycota; Eurotiomycetes; Eurotiales; Aspergillaceae
Product: MDR family MFS transporter
Exons: 5
Coding region: 1-1677 (558 amino acids)
Biological process (GO): transmembrane transport
Molecular function (GO): transmembrane transporter activity
Source: RefSeq, a predicted model, not a curated record